CUCUCUCUCUCUCUCUCUCUCUGUUCGAGCAACGGAACCCCGAGAGACAGACCGAGACUAGGGACUAGGGAGAGAGUGGGACACAUUCCCCCUCGGUUUCAUAUGCCGUCUCGCUGUAUCAGCACCGGAACCGCGUGAAGAUUGAUCGACAAUCCAUCGGCAUCGGAACUUCGUGAAGAUCGAAUCCGUCUUGCCGGAGGACGCUGUUUCCAUUCGCAAAAUCUCAGAUCCAAUCGAAUCCUCUCCCCUGAUCUUCUCGAUAUGUUUUUUUGUUUUCCUAGAAAUCUUUUUCGCUUCAUAAUUCCUGUCUAUCGUGUGUUUGAGUUGUUCUUUUAGAAUUUUAUUUUUUCUAGAUCUAAGUGUUAGAAGCUAAUUUAGGGUUCGUCGCUAGAUCUACCUCUAUUUCUGGCGUUCCAGGUGAUAUCGAAAAGCUGAAUCUUGGACUGUUGUGGAAGCCGAUCCAAGGUCCGGUGAUGGAGUUGGAUCUUGGAGAAGGUUACAGCAAAAAGUUCGAAUUUUUAUACGGGUUUACUAGUCUAAUUUCCUAUUCCAGCUUCGGCCAUGGUUUAUGCCGCUCAGUUGCCACGAAAACACUCCAAUCUGGGUUUUCCAUACUGAUAUGAAGCUAGAACAAUUUUCAUGGUUAUUAUUUUUUUCUUUCUUCGGUUAGUCUUUGGCUGCUAGAUGAAGGCAGUUAGGGCUUAGAAAGAGAGACCCUGAUCGAGGAAUUGGAUGGAGGAUAUCUCGAAGUAUGCUCACAGCCCGGUCCACCUCGCUGUGGCGCGGCGAGACCACGUGGCUCUCCGGCGGAUCGUGGCGGCCCUCUCCCGCCUCCCGAAGGCCGGGGACGUCACCACCGAGGAGGAGUCCCUCCUCGCCGAGAUCACCGCCGACGCCGUCUCCGCCAUCAUCGACCGCCGCGACGUCCCCCACCGCGAGACCCCCCUCCACCUCGCCGUCCGGCUUGGCGAUCCGAUCUCGGCGGAGAUCCUCAUGUCGACCGGCGCCGACUGGUCCCUCCAGAACGAACACGGCUGGUCCGCCCUCCAGGAGGCCGUGUGCACCCGGGAGGACACCAUCGCCAUGAUCAUAGCUCGCCACUACCAGCCCCUGGCGUGGGCCAAGUGGUGCCGCCGCCUCCCUCGCAUCGUCUCGUCCAUCGCCCGGAUCAGGGACUUCUACAUGGAGAUCUCCUUCCACUUCGAGAGCUCGGUGAUCCCUUUCAUCGGCCGGAUUGCGCCGUCCGACACCUACCGGAUAUGGAAGCGGGGGCCGAACCUCAGGGCCGACAUGACCCUCGCCGGCUUCGAUGGGUUCCGGAUCCAGCGCUCAGACCAGACGUUCCUUUUCCUUGGCGAGGGCGUGACGUCAGAGGACGGGAGCCCGUCGUUGCCCCCUGGGUCGUUGAUCGUGCUUGCCCAUAAGGAGAAAGAGAUCACCAAUGCCCUCGAAGGAGCUGGUGCCAAGCCCACGGAGGCGGAGGUGGCUCACGAGGUAGCCUUGAUGUCGCAAACUAACAUGUACCGGCCGGGGAUUGACGUCACUCAGGCGGAGCUAGUCUCGCACUUGAACUGGCGGCGUCAGGAGAGGACGGAGAUGGUCGGAAAUUGGAAGGCCAAGGUCUAUGACAUGCUUCAUGUGAUGGUGAGCGUGAAGUCGAGGAGGGUCCCUGGAGCAAUGACUGAUGAGGAGUUAUUUACAAUGGACAACGAUGAAAGGACGGCAAAUGGCGGAGAGCUUGAAGGGGAAUUGGAUGAUGUCCUGACGGCUGAGGAGAGAAUGCAACUAGAUUCAGCUCUUCGGAUGGGUAACUCAGAGGGUUUUGAUGAGUAUGAUGGGAACGGUGGGGGAUUGGACAAUGUUGAGAAUUCUGAAUCCAAUGGUGUUACCGAGGACAGAAAGAGCUGGUUCGGUUGGGGCAAUAAAAGAGCUUCCAAGAGCAGUGGAGGUGGGGACAUGGAGGACCCAAACAACCAAAAGAAGUUGUCAAAGUUGGCCCUGGAGAAUGGAAAUCAGAAAACAGAGCUCACAAAGGAGGAGUCUGGAGAUACUAAGAAGGGGAAGGAGAAAGGCAGAAAGAAGAGGAGUGAAUCCACGGGCGACUUUAAUAGGCACGAGAGUGAGUACAAGAAGGGGUUGAGGCCGGUUUUGUGGUUAACACCAGACUUUCCUUUGAAAACUGAUGAGCUUCUUCCCUUGCUUGAUGUCUUAGCAAACAAGGUCAAGGCCGUUAGGAGGCUCAGGGAGCUUUUGACUACUAAGCUGCCUCAGGGCACCUUUCCCGUCAAGGAAAUUACUUUAGGAAAAGUCCUGUGCACCUUAUACUGGUUCAUGAUAGGAGCUCCUGUCUACUCUGAAGGUAGCCAUCCCAAUUGUUCCAACAAUUCGAGUUCUUGUCACAUUCACAAAGUUCGAAGAGCUACAGCCAUCUGAUGAAUUUGCAACCCCACUUUCCAGCCCGACAAAUUUCCAGGAAAGCAAAACCAAAGAAACAGAAUCACCAGGUUCAUGGUAUUCAUGGAUGAGGGGAAGCUGGGGGGGGCAUUCUAGUGUUAGCAGUGAAGGCCGAAGCUGGAAAGAUGACAUUGAUCCUUUCCAUAUACCUACAGACUACACUUGGGUUGAUGCAAAUGAAAAGAAGCGCCGAAUGAAGGCCAAGAAGGUUAAGAAUAAGCGAGGUAGUAGCAAGAAGCAAACAUCCAAAAGUUCAGAUGGCCAGCAGCCGAUGGAUGGUUUUGAGGAGUAAAACAUAGUAUAACACCAUUUAAUUGCGUUUGAAAUCUUAGGGGAAGAAGUGACUAAUACGGGAUCAAUAUGUAUUUGAGAGCUCCAUGUUUAUUUCGAAAUUCAGUGACAAGUUCAUUAUAUCCUUGAUCCUACACCUUUGUAAUUUGAGUUUUUCCUUGUGUAUUUUGAGAGAAAUCAGUUGUCUCUGGUUUGUAUCCUGGUUGAGGGCGUGCCCGAUUGCUCCACGCAUGCAAUAUACUGUCAUCCAAGAAAAGAAAAAGAAAGAGAAAUAUGUAAUGGUUAGUGGAGAGCAUAUGUCCGAUUCAUGUGAUGUAUUUUUCUUCUUUAAUGGGCACCAAUUCAUUCAGCUU
This is a messenger RNA of Phoenix dactylifera (date palm), 3098 nucleotides long. RefSeq lists its product as uncharacterized. Gene Ontology annotation, cellular component: cytoplasm. The record is from RefSeq and is a predicted model, not a curated record. Lineage: Eukaryota; Viridiplantae; Streptophyta; Magnoliopsida; Arecales; Arecaceae. Gene Ontology annotation, molecular function: protein binding.